This is a messenger RNA of Lagopus muta (rock ptarmigan), 4316 nucleotides long. It is a transcript of the gene ZDHHC13, whose product is annotated as zinc finger DHHC-type palmitoyltransferase 13. Gene Ontology annotation, biological process: protein palmitoylation. The record is from RefSeq and is a predicted model, not a curated record. Gene Ontology annotation, molecular function: protein binding; palmitoyltransferase activity. Gene Ontology annotation, cellular component: Golgi membrane. NCBI's taxonomy places the organism in Eukaryota, Metazoa, Chordata, Aves, Galliformes, Phasianidae.
GCAGUGAGGGGCGGGCGCUGGCGGCCGGCAUCCGCCCUGGGACGGACGGCUGAUACCGAAGGGUCUUCCCGGGUUCUGGACGCGCUCGGGAAACCCUGGUUCAUGUCAGGCCUGGGGGGACCCUGCGGUGCGCGGCUGCGUGCGGGGCGUGCUCUGCUGCUGCCGGGCGGCUUCCCGGUGCUGCGGCUGGAGCGUGCGGGUACGGGUGGUGAUCUGUAGCGUGCCGUCGCUGCUCUGGGAAAGGUGUGCCGCUGGCAGCUGGUUUUGCACGGGGUCACUAAAUCCCCGCGUAGUUCUGUCUCAUAGAACGUAACGGUGUCAUUUCUGUCCUCCCACGUUUCCGCUCGGAGUGGAAGCUCCAAGUUUCGCUUACGUUGGAAACCCACUUCCGUGCUUACACUGGACUCGUUCGGGUUGGAGAAGACCUGAGAUCCCCGACCCGCCCGUACCGCGCGGGCAACAGACAGGAGCUGGUUAAGUAAGCUCUGUAGCCCACGGGAAAGGAUCUUGAGCAUUCUGUUGCUAUCGAUUGUGAGUGCUUCCAGCCACGGUGUGUGGUGCUUGAGGGAAAAAGCUUAAAAUUUGAAUUUUAACACAACCACCUUUGUGAAAAUGUCAGUGAGGUGUAGUUACCACACUUCCUUUCUGUGUGAAAUUAAGUGGUACAUGAAAUCAUUAGGUGUUCCUGGAUUUGUUUAAUUUGACAAAGAUUACAACUGUCUUUGUAAGGCCUUGCUACUUACUGUGUGUUUUCUUACAUAUUUUCUCAAAGCAGCAUCCUGUUCUGCAAAAAUAUUGUCAUCCAUUUGCUUUUCUAGAGAAAACUUGUUUAUUGCAAGCCGCUUGCUAUUACACCUAUGUUAUCCUCAGCACAAUGUUUUUGUGCUUUAUUAUGUGUUCCCUUAUUCUUGUUCUGUUGCUGUUGUGCAGGUACUAUAUUUCCAAAGGUGCAGUAGUGGAUCAGCUAGGUGGAGACUUGAAUUCAACUCCCCUUCACUGGGCCAUCAGGUGUGCUGCUUGCCAUUUCCCAUAAUAAAUCUGCUGGUCUUAACAGUAGUGUUUUGUGUAACUGUUGUUGUUGUUGUUGUCAUUGUAUAACCAAGAUGUUAUAAUUGCAAUAUAAUCAAAAGAGUAAGGCAAAGCAAACAGGGAUCACAAAAGAGAAUAAGUAGAAGAGCUUACCCUUGGGUUGAGCUCACUAGAAGAUAUCAAAGAGGAGGAUCUCCAGAAGAGAUCCUUCCCCUCUGGUAGCCAGCUCUUAAAUAGGUCCAGGAGGGGUGGAGCCUGGCUCCACCCCUUCCGGCAGCACAGGUGAAUUGCCUUCACCUGUGCUCCUCUGGCUGACUCAUGGCUCACCUCAGGUGAUCAAUCAGAGGUUCAGGCCGUGACUCAGCAGUUGCCAUACAUGUCAUCUUAAAUGAAUUGAUGGUGUGUGUUUCCUUUGCUGAGUUACACAGAACUUGACAGCAUGUCCAUAAUUACACUGAAAUCUGUUCUCUGAUUCUUGGCAACUUUGCAGGCCGCCAGGUUGUGUUAUGCAUGCAUCUGUGCUUCAGGCAGACCUGCAUUUUGAACUUUUCCCAGGGCAUUGCUGGUCAGACUUGGAUUCUUGGGUCCUACCUAAUUCUCUGAUACAGACCUUCCGCUUAAAGAAAAAAUUAUAAAGUUUUCUUCAUGGAAUUUUAAGAACCAGAGAUGAUUUUUCUAAAAGAGUGUCUAAGAAUUGUGAAGGUGACGCUUUCAUUAAGAUUUCAAGCUUUCUGUUAUGGCUGUAGUCUCAUAUAUCAUUACAGACAAGGACACCUACCCAUGGUCACCUUAUUGUUGAAGUGUGGAGCAGAUCCCAGCCUUAUUGAUGGGGAAGGAUUCAGCAGCAUUCAUUUGGCAGUGCUGUUUCAACACGUGCCCAUUGUAGCUUACGUCAUAUCAAAGGGCCAGGUACGUUGCCACUGUCCCAGGUGUUAUUUUCUGCUCAGAAGUAGCUGGUUGUGCUCUGAAAAUGCUUUGUGGAAUUUAAAUGUUAUCUCCUAAAGUACAAGCAUGUAUUUGGUAUUUCCCUGUGCUAUACGUGCUACAUUUAAAUAAUUAUGUGUUGAUACAUGAUCGUAUUUUGUUCUUUUAAUGAACCAGUUUUAUGUACUUGAACAUUCAGUUAUGCACUUUAUUCCUUUACACAAGGGAGAUAUUUACUGUUGCUUUCCUAAGUGGAAUUUACAGUAUUUUUUUAUCAAGAGGGGACAGGAAAUACUGUUAGUGGAAGGAAUUCUGUAGAUGUAUUUGAUUAAUUUGAAGUCACUUUAAUGGGCACUCAGCAUAUCCUGAAAUGAAUGCUGUUCAAGACCCAUGGAAGGAAAACAAAUUGUUUAAAUUGGCUUCCUGGCAGGUACAAUUUAGUUUCCUCUUGCUGCUGUGGUGUGGCUGCGUAGCUAAGAAUCUGACCAUUUAACUUUGUUUACUGAAAUCCAUGAUCAUCACUUCCUAUCUUUUUCUUAUUCCUAGAACAUAGGCACAGCAGACUUCAGCGGACUUACGCCUUUAAUGUUAUCAGCACAACAAGUGGUGGGCUAAGUGGGGAAUAACUUUUAAAAGAAUCUGUUGUCCUCUCAUUCCUGGAUGCAGUGCUGAAUCUUUUCUUCUGGUUCUGUCACUCUUGUUAGAGUGACAUUUUUUUCUCUUUUGCUUGUUGUAAAAUAUUACGUAUCCAAGACAUAGGAGAUGAUGAAGCAGCUAACUUGGUACAGUAAAGAAAGACCCACCCCCAAAAGAGCUAUCUUAAAGUAGUUUAGGUUUGCAGCUGGACCAGCUAGUGUAUCAUUGUGCUUUCCUAGAAAUGAAGGUGAAAUGAAGGAUGAGUUCUGUUUUCUAAGCUUGGCUCUGUUGCUGAUGAGCUUGUUGAGAGACAACACGUUUGUAUCUGCUGUUACUUUGCUGCAGAUGCUAGCAAUGUUUUUUGUUAAUAAAGUGUACAAAAGAUUCCAAUGCAGCUGAUGUUCUGUUUGUUAACUCUGUUUUCAUCUAGACCAGAGCCCACAAGAUUUCUACUAAAGUUUAACCCCUCCCUCAGUGCUGUGGACAACGUCCAGAAGAACACUGCUGCAGUAACAUCAGGAAAUGUUAGUGCAGUGGAGCUACUGCUAGAAGCUGGUGCUAACAUGGACAUUAAAACUGUCAAGGGAGAGACAGCGCUUGACCUUGCAAUUCGAACUCAGAAUCGCUUCGUCAUUUAUAUGUUAAUGGAGGAAGGAAGAAUGAGAAGCAGAAGGAAUAACAGGUUACUGAGAAUGAUGGAGAAAUACGAGCUGUUCCUGCUGCUGGCGUCUUGCUUGACUGUGUUGUGGGCCAUAGGAUACGUAAUGAACUUAAGUUCUGAUUCUUGGCUUUUGAAAGGAUGCCUGCUUCUCUUUCUGCUGGUUGGGAUGGCCCAGUUUGUGAGGCAGUCUGUGGGAGUCAAGAAUCUGAGGUAUCUUCCUACAGCACUGAUGCUAAGUUCUGUCUUUUGGAUGUCUGUGACGUGGUUUUUCUGGUUCAUGCCUGAUGUGACCAAUGCCAUUGUUGAGAUCCCUGUCAUGUUCAGCCUAGUGGGUCGUCUUUAUUUUUUCUAUAAAGCCUGGAGGACUGAUCCUGGAUAUAUUAAGUCUUCAGAAAAAGAUAAAAAAGAGAACAUUGCAGCUCUAGCAGAAGCAGGGUGCUUGGACUUCAGAACAUUCUGCACGUCAUGUCUUGUAAGGAAGCCCUUGAGAUCUGUGCACUGCGUUCCUUGUGAUUCACGUGUAGCCAGAUAUGAUCAGCAUUCUCUGUGGAUUGCACAGUGCAUAGACUGAGCAUCAGAGAUGUUCAAAGGAGGUUAGAAGAACAAGAGUGUGGAGCAGAUGACUUUCUAUGGUUGCUUGGGCAAUCCAGUGUGACUCUAUUGCCAAGUAUGCUCAUACUUAUUUAUCACAACUUCCCUAUAUUAGUAGCGGUCAGCGUAUUUCUCCAAAUACAUUUGUUUGAUCUCUUGCUGUUGUCAAAUUGUGCCCAAUUUCAGUAUUCUCUAGGAUUCUCAAUAGUUCAGCCUAGGAUAUAAAAACUUAGCAUAUCUCCUGGAGCUCUUUCCAAGAAAUCUGCAAGAUUUGUUGAUCUGAGGAGAAUAUCUGUGUGUAAUUCAGCAUGAAUGCGUUCAUCUUCUGUGUUAUUAAAGUAUAGGGGAAGCAUCACUUUUGAAGUCUUAGUGGCAGGAAAACCAACUAGGACCAUGAUCUUUAAAGAUCUGUCUGUAUCUUUGUUAUUAAGCAUGCAGCAACACAAAUCACGAUGGUAAUAUGGGUCUACAAGGA